AUGGACGAGAAUGACAUUGCAGACUUCACGAUGGACGCGCAAACGCUCGCGACUAACGAGCAGAAUGAGCAGGGGCUGUCAACGCAGGACAUCAAUGCGCUCGACCUCAAUAAGAUCAACGCGGAAACGUUCGAGGUGAUGUCGCGACAGGCCACGGUGAACAUUGGCACCAUUGGCCACGUGGCGCACGGCAAGUCCACCGUUGUGAAGGCGCUGAGCGGCGUCAAGACUCAGAAGUACCACCGGGAGGCGGUGAUGAACAUCACCAUCCACCUCGGGUACGCUAAUGCUAAGGUGUUCAAGUGCGACAAGUGCGAGCUUCCGGCCGCCUUCCACUCCUUUCCCUCGUCGCAGCCGGACAAAACGGACUGUCCAACGUGUGGCUCGCCGAUGACGCUGAAGCGUCAUUUUUCUUUUGUGGACUGCCCUGGCCACGACGUGCUGAUGGCAACGAUGCUUAACGGUGCCGCCAUCAUGGACGCCGCCCUCCUCCUUAUUGCAGCAAACGAGCCGUUCCCGCAGCCGCAGACACUGGAGCACCUGAAGGCGGUGGAGAUUAUGAAACUAGCCAAGCUGGUUAUCUUGCAGAAUAAGAUUGACCUCGUUGGCGAGGUUCACGCGCAGGACCAGUACCACAAGAUCCGUGACUAUAUUGACAGCACUAUUGGCUCUAACAUACCCAUCAUCCCAAUAUCUGCCCAGCUUAAACGCAACAUUGACUAUCUUCUGGAGUACCUGUGCCACAUUCCUCUCCCGACCCGAAAGCUGAACUGCCCCGCCCACAUGACGGUGGUACGCUCCUUCGACAUUAAUAAACCCGGUGAGGAUAACAUUGAGAACCUGCGCGGUGGUGUGGCGGGGGGUACGGUGACGCGGGGCAUCAUUCGCGUGAACCAGCUCUUGGAGAUUCGCCCCGGGCAGGUGCACGCGCAGACGGGUGGAACCUUCAGCUGCACUCCCCUGCGUACACGCGCGUUGACGCUGAAGGCGGAGGACAACUCCCUGCAGUACGCGGUCCCUGGUGGCUUGAUCGCGGUUGGCACCACGCUGGACCCAACGUUGACGCGCCAGGACAAGAUGGUGGGGCACAUGAUUGCCGAUGACGGGUCGCUGCCGGAGGUUUAUGCAGAGAUUGAGGUGCAAUACUUUCUUUUUGAAGAGAUGGUGGGGCGCAGCAAGCAGCGCGACCGUAAUGCAAGACGUGUACAGAAGCUAAACCUGCAGGAGACGCUUCAGAUCAACGUGGGCACGCUCACUGCAGGUGCGACCGUAGUAAACAUCACAAAGAGCCCUGACAUUGCGAAGCUGACUCUAGUGACCCCUGUGUGCUGCACGCUGGACGAGCACAUUGCCAUUUCUCGGCUGGUGGAGAAAAACUUCCGUCUCAUUGGGUGGGGCAUUAUCAAGCGCGGCGCACCGGUAAAGUUAAACUGA
Molecule: messenger RNA, 1434 nt
Organism: Trypanosoma rangeli
Lineage: Eukaryota; Euglenozoa; Kinetoplastea; Trypanosomatida; Trypanosomatidae
Product: putative eukaryotic translation initiation factor 2 subunit
Exons: 1
Coding region: 1-1434 (477 amino acids)
Biological process (GO): positive regulation of translational fidelity; formation of translation preinitiation complex
Cellular component (GO): eukaryotic translation initiation factor 2 complex; cytosol
Molecular function (GO): GTP binding; translation initiation factor activity; tRNA binding
Source: RefSeq, a predicted model, not a curated record